CACGAACCCUGGCAGUUCCAGUCCUGAUCCCCUCUCUAUGCCUGUGGUAGCCGUAUAAAGUCGAGAAGCGCAGCCGCUCUGGCCAGGCCGCGUCUCUUCCCCCUCCUUGCGCUCCUACUUCGCACACGACUUUUGCCAGGCCCGUCUCUCGGAUCCAGGUCGCUGCCGCCCACCAUGAACGCAUCAGACAAGAACGAGAACAUCACGGAGAACCAGCCCCAGGGCACCGUGAUCGACCACGAUGUGAAGGGUGCUACCGCCGAGGAGCCUUCCUCUGUCGACUCUCGGGGUUCUCCCACGGAGGAGUACCCUGAGACCGUGGAGGAAAAGCAGCCAAUGGGCCGCCGGAUCUUGAAGGCGUUCAAAACACCUGGCUCGGCCUUGCAGAUUGUCUCCGCCGCGCUGUUGGCUCUGGCCAUUGGUCUGAUCGUGUCGACGCAAGUCGACAAAGUCCCUACUCCGGCUGUCGAGAUCCUCAACAUCCCAGGUGACCUCUGGUUGCGUGCACUUAAAGCUGUCGUUCUCCCCCUCAUCAUCUGCGCCAUGAUCCUCGCCGUCUCCCGUCUCCGUGAUAUGGCCGACGGCAGUGGCAGCAGGCUCGCGAGGUGGACCAUUGGCUACUACGUCCUCACGACCUUCCUCUCCAUUGUCAUGUCCUGCAUCAUGACCGCUUUCGUCUGGGGCCCGCGCUUCAUCGAAGUCAGCGACGACUCGCUCAACAUCAGCGACGCCGACAAGGCUACCGCCGAUGAGAAGGCUGCCAGCGGUGAUGCGAACCCACCUCACAUUGUGGUGAAGACGCUUUUCCGUUCCUUCGUCACCCAGAACGUCUUCUACUCACUGUCCAAUGACGAGCUCCUCGCCAUUCUCAUCAUGGCCUGCGUCAUUGGCUACCUCAUCAAGUCCAAGGAGUCGCUGAUCUACAAGCUGGUUGUCGAGCUGGAGAGCAUGAUUAUGCGCAUCAUCACCUUCCUCAUCAAGGUCGCGCCCAUUGGUGUCUUCUUCCUCGUCCUGUCCAACUUGAUGAAGCUCUCCAUUGCCGAGAUUGGCGCCAACCUCGGUAUGCUGAUCGGUGGUACCCUGGGCACCAUGGCUAUUCACAUCUUUGUGAUCCUGCCAAUCAUCUUCUUCGCGGUCACUCGCCAGAACCCAUACACCUACUGGCUCCGGAUCGCGCCCGCCUGGAUCACUGCCUGGGGUUCUGCCUCGUCUGCGGCGACGCUCCCCGUCACUCUGCGGUGCGCCCACGCCCAGAAGAUCCCCAUCACCGUCUACAAGUUCACCUGCCCGCUCGGCUGCCUGAUCAACAUGGACGGCACCGCCAUCUACUUCCCCAUGGCCGUUGUCUUCCUCGCUGCCACCCAGGGCAAGGUGCUCCAGGGCGUCGACUACGUCAUCAUCGUCGUGCUCGCCACCCUUGCCUCCAUCGGUACGACACCUAUUCCCUCGUCGUCGCUUGUCCUCGUCAUCAUGAUUGCCAACUCGGUCAACGUCGAGGUCACGGGCAUGUACGCCGUCAUUGUCGCCAUUGACUGGCUGCUUGACCGUUUCCGCACGGCCAUCAACGUGUCUGGUGAUCUUUUUGGCUCCAAGAUCGUGGCCAAGCUGAGCAAGGUCGUCGACCCCGAAGGUCUGGUUGACGAGACCAUGGGUCCCCGUGCCGACGCUGACGGUGCUCACCACGCCUAAAGGGGUGGGAAUGUGUAACAUUGGGAAUAAUGUGGUUGUUUCUGAGCGUGCAAAUGAUAUCAUGGUCUUGGUAUUUACUACUAUAAAUGACGAUUCUACAUUGCCGUGCUCGUUUGUCCUGACCCGAGUGCAACUAUGCUGUGUUCACCAACUCGCCCUGAUUUUGCCAUCAGAAUGUAGAAAGCCUUGAACAUGAGCGAUGGCCUUGCCGACAACCUUGCACUUGAAUUUAUGUCCAGAGUAGUUGAGGCUGCAUAAUUAGCCGCCAAAGUGGCAACGUUGGAUGAACACACAAAAGGGGCUUGUUUAUAAACGCUGGUCUGAUUAGCUUAGCUG
This is a messenger RNA of Emericellopsis atlantica, 2025 nucleotides long. RefSeq names its product excitatory amino acid transporter 1. Gene Ontology annotation, biological process: L-glutamate transmembrane transport. The coding region runs from base 175 to 1689 and encodes 504 amino acids. Lineage: Eukaryota; Fungi; Ascomycota; Sordariomycetes; Hypocreales; Bionectriaceae. Gene Ontology annotation, cellular component: plasma membrane. The record is from RefSeq and is a predicted model, not a curated record. Gene Ontology annotation, molecular function: L-glutamate transmembrane transporter activity; glutamate:sodium symporter activity; neutral L-amino acid transmembrane transporter activity. The transcript is spliced from 2 exons.